Molecule: messenger RNA, 486 nt
Organism: Lathyrus sativus (Indian pea)
Lineage: Eukaryota; Viridiplantae; Streptophyta; Magnoliopsida; Fabales; Fabaceae
Source: the annotation of a GenBank genome assembly
AUGUCUAAGAAAGUGAAAAGUUAUAUUCGAGAAGAGAUUGGGGGUUCUAAAUUUUUAAUAAUUGUUGAUGAAUAUUUGAGGGAGAAAAUGGUUAUUAUCUCGAGGUUUAUGGAUAAAAAUGGGUGUAUUGAAGAACUAUUUUUUGAGCUUGUGCAUGUUAAAGGCAUUAUGGCUAUCACUCUUAAAUAUGCAAUUUGUGAUGUUCUUUCUCGAUAUGGUCUAAAUGUUUCAUAUAUUUGUGGGAAAUGGUAUGAUGGUGCUAGUAAUAUGAGAGAGGAAUGGAAUGGAUUGGAAGAAUUAUUUAUCAAGGAUUAUCCUUAUGCUUAUUACAUACAUUGUUUUGCACAUAGAUCACAACUUGCUUUGGUUACUGCAUCAAGAAAAGUUUUUCUUGUUCAUGAUUUCUUUUCAAACUUGACUCUUAUUAUCAAUAUUGUAUGUUCCUCUAGUAAGCGUCGUGUUGAGUUUCAAAAUGUCAUUUUUUAG